Messenger RNA from Scleropages formosus (Asian bonytongue), 2037 nucleotides. RefSeq names its product chromosome 7 C1orf35 homolog (gene c7h1orf35). The record is from RefSeq and is a predicted model, not a curated record. Lineage: Eukaryota; Metazoa; Chordata; Actinopteri; Osteoglossiformes; Osteoglossidae. The transcript is spliced from 8 exons. The coding region runs from base 537 to 1475 and encodes 312 amino acids.
GUAUUACUUCUCAGCUGCUGUUCAGGAGAGCGCGGUAUAACAAUAGCCGGCAUCUGCAGUGGUUAAUUAUGACGUUAAAGUAAACGGUUCACUCAAAUUUUGACACUGACAAAUAAGCAUAGCAGUACUGUUCGUGCCGCUCCUCCACGCGUUAUUCGAGCGGGAAGCCGCACGCUGACGGACGUAUGUGAACGUGCGUGCACCAGGCUCGCGACGACAUGAUGGAGCGCGCCUCACCGACACCGUGACGGCACUUUGGCUUACCGCGAUAUUGACUGCGGCUUGAAACCCCAAAAAGAUUUUUUUGUUGUUGUUUCGUUCUUCACUCUUUUUCCGCAUUUUUUGGUUUAAACAGACUUCUCUACCGCCCACGUAGCGCCCUCUAGGCAGCCCUCCGAGCUUCCCGGAAGAGCCUCGCGUCCAAAGCAGCCCUCGGUUAGUGAGACCUCCAGGAAAAGGCCGAGGAUGGCGUUGUUGUGAAGGCCGCACAACCGACAACGCCCGCAAACACACACUUGUCCGCAAAAAAAUUCAACAUGUUUGGUUCAUCGAGGUCUGGAGGCGUGCGAGGAGGACAGGACCAGUUCAACUGGGACGAUGUUAAAACGGACAAGCACAGAGAGAACUACCUGGGGAACUCCCUCAUGGCCCCAGUGGGCCGUUGGCAGAAGGGUCGUGAUCUCACGUGGUACGCCAAAGACAAGGGCAGAGCAGGCAGAUCCAGGGAGCAUGAGCUUGCUGCUGUGCGGCAGGCAGAGCAGGAUGCCAUGAUGGCAGCCCUGGGCUACAAGAACUUAAAAAGACAACCAACUGGUCUUACUAAAGAGGAUUUGGCUGAUAUGUGCAGGAGAGAAGAGGUGGAGGGUGACACCAGAGAUGUGGAUCGUGUCUCCGGUCUAGGAAGUUCCAGUGCGGGCGCGAGGAAAGCCAUACUCUCCAAGCAGGAAAAGGAAGCAGUAAAACUAGGAUUACCUGUUUUUACACAUCACAGAUCUGAGGGUGUUCAGGAAACCUCCAGCAACAAACCGUAUGAGAACAAGGGCAAAGUUGUUGAAGAAGUCAGCCCAGUGCCUCAGGUCAGCAAAAAGAAGAAAGUAAAAAAGGAAAAGAAGAGUAAAAAGGAUAAAAAGAAGAAGAAAGACAAAAAAAGUCACCGCAGAAGAGAUUCUUCCUCUUCAGCCUCGGAGUCAGAAGAUGUCAGCAGAAGGAGGAGAAAAGACCACCAUCAUCCUCAUCCAUCAUCAAGGCGGCAGAGUGGAGCCAGACCUCAUGACAGCUAUUCAGCAUCGGGGGCAAAGGCCGAGGCCCGACCUUCCUCUUCACCCAGCCAGCGACGGCAAAGGAAUCGCCAUGACACAGAUACAUCCUCUGAUGGGGGCUCUCCUGCCCCUGGCCCCCACGCCAGUCGGCCACCAGUCCGACCCCCUGCAGCACGAGGACAGAAGCGGCGCCAUGACACCGACUCGGACAACUAGCAGGAUGCAGAGGGAAGAGCAGGUUCACGGGGUGCUGGAGCUCCUUGUAGUGCGGCAGCUCACUGACUGAGGGAAGCUUUACCCAAAGCGCUCUGGUUUCUAUAGGAUGUGCUGGACCCACUUCUCAACCGACCAGUUGUCUUUUUACCUACUGACUGACUCACUGUGUGAAAGACAGUAGGAAAGCAGAUCUUGCCAUGAUUUUUAGCACUGUUGUUGGUUUUAAUUUGUCGUUUUUGUUGAAAUAGUUAGGCUGAUUAUAGGUAUUUAAGGCUUUUGCAUCUUGCUUUGUAAAUCUGCAUCAUAGUAUUUAAACUACAGUGGCCUGUAUUAAAAAUACCAGGGACUUAUUUUUUACUGUUGGUAUAAUUUGCAACUGACUCGCCUGUUUGUACAUGAAUGUCACUUUGACCUUGAUUAGUGACUCCCCAGUUGUAUGGAGCACAUCCUCAGGCUCUUCUGGAAUACACUGUUGAGCUGUUUAUAAUUAUAGACUAAUUGUGCACUACUUUCUUGGAGAGCGAUGUUUCAUGAGUUUUGUCCUUAAGAUUAAAUGUCUUGU